GAAAGUACACUGUGUGCUAGUGACAGUGUUCUGCCCUCUACAGCUGCUGGCUCCGCUGCUGCAGAGGACCUUCGUCGGACAUUUGUUCUCCACCUGUUAGUGUAGUUUAUCACCACCUGGUUGUCUUUGGAAAAGGGACGGCGAGAAGUCCAGCUUUGACUGUGAGAGUAAAUGUGCCCUAGAGUCUGACACACACACACACACACACGCGUUGGUUCAAUGGCUACGUCAGACCCCACCGACUCUGCCUUCAUCACUUCCGUAGUGCCUGAGAGUUUCCACUAUGAAACCAAGUAUAUUGUGCUCACCUACCUGCGAACGCUGCCAGUUAGCAGAUCACACACCCUCACUACAGCUCAAGAAGAUGCAGAGAAGGAGAAAGAGAGGACGAGAACUAUUAAAGGGCAGAUAGAGGAAGAGCUGAGGCAACUGGAAGAUGAAAUGGCUGCCUCCUUUUCCACUACAGGCUUCGACCGUUGCUCAUCGCAAGUGUUCACUCCAGCAAACCCGGACACUUUUAUUGAAGACUGCCUCACUGUGAUGGGAGACCGGGUGGCCCGAGAGCUUGACACAUCCCUGACGGCAGCAGUUCACACACUCCUCACAGGGCCUCUGGACUAUCAGAGAUUCAGAGAGACAACUCUCUCUCUCUCAACACGCACACAGGGAGGCUGGAGCAAGGUGCUAGUGCCUUUGGUGCUGCUCCAGGCUUUACAAAACGAAGGCCAGUCUGUGACAUCGCUGUUGCACCUCGGGGUGCGCUUGUUAGAAGAAGAAGAAGCCGACUACAUCAUCCAACAAGGAGGAUGGGGUGAAAUAUACAAAGUUGGGUCUGACGAGGAGCGAGGCGUGACCAUUGCUGAAGACAAUAACGACAUUUACAUCCUCUCGGCGGAGCAGCAUCCCGGCCAGCUCAGCCCCCCGUCGUCUCUCCUCUGCGCCGGGGAUAACGGCAGUGAGCUCAGCUCCUGGCAGACAGAAAGCUUACCCGUGUCUCUGGCCGGACACGAGUCUUGGGCACAGGUUAGUGCGAUGGACCCUGAAGACGUCAAGAGCCUGGACAGCAAUGAGGGCGUGGCUCUUGUUGAGGAACGCAGCGAAAACAACUCUUCAAACUCGGACAUUGUCCAUGUAGAGCGUGAGGAAGCUGAGCUGCUGGAGGAAGGCGGUGAAGUUGGAGCAAUAGAUGAGAGCAUGAUGAGUGUUUUAGGCACAGAGAGCGAGCUGGCCGAGCUCAGGGAGGAAUUCGGGGACCAGACCCCUCCUGUGUCCAUUUCAGUCCAGGGAGACUUCACUGCCCCAGGCUCUUUGAUUUCAUUAGAGGAGCCAGUUGUAAUAGACACACCUGUAAGCUUGUCAGCAGAGUCUUCCCCCUUUUACUCAGAACCAGAGCUGCCUCCCCUGGCCUCAGAAGCUGCCCCUGCUGUUGAACCAGAACCUGCUGUGCUUUUACCUGUUCCUGCUGAAGAACCAGAGCCUGAACCAGCUGCUACUACUGCACCAGUGCCUACUGAGGUGGCACCUUCAUCUUUAGCCACUGCAACCCCUACAGCACCACCUGGGCCUGAAGUUGCAUCAGAACCAGCUCCUGAAACAGAAAAGGAGCCGGAGCCAGUUGCAGUGCCACUGCCAGAAACUGUGGCAGAACCAGCUGUGGCCCCUGUGGCUGCAGUCCUGCUCUCAGAGGCUGCUGAGGCUCCUGCAGAAACACCAGCUGAGGAGCCUCCAGUCCAGCCGGAGCCACCAUCAGAGCUCCCAGUUCUGCUUUAUGGGGGUGCUGCACUAGUGGUCCUCACCGCUGUAAUAGUAUACAGUAUCCUACGCUAUAGGAGGAAGUAGAAAAUGCUAAUUAUGAAAUGGUGCAGAGAAAUAAUUCUAUCAGGAGACACACUGUGGGACACACAAAUUAUAUUGGAUUUAUCAAUCAGGGCAGAUUUUUUAAAUUGUGAUUUUUUUCCAAAGUUUCCCCUUACACCAAUCAACUUGCUGCUUCACUGACCUGCUAUCCUUAUUUUCUGUCUUUUGGCAUUUCCAACUGUUGUCCUGUUUCUUUAUCAUUAUCUGCCAUUCUUAACGUAAGGUUUUUCAGACUUCAGUCUUUUGUCACUUGGAUUGGAAAGUGUGACCAUUGUCCCUAUCCUGUCUGUUUCAGUUUCCCCUCACCCUCAUAUAUAAAAAAAAAAAAACCUAAGUUCUCAUUUAAUAUUGCUGUGCAAAUGUGGGUCUUCCUGUUCUACUUUUGCAGCAAAGGGCAUCCAUCUAUAUUUAUGUUCUCUUUAAUUGUAAUGAGUUACUCUGGCACCUUCCCUGGUAAAUAAACCAAAUAUGUAUGUGUGAAAGGUAAAAAUUUGUAUUUUGAUUUUUAUCUGAAUGCUACAACAAGCAUAUUUGGUUACAUUUAGUUGGUUCCAGUUUUCCAUUUUGCACAAAGGAUUUCACUCUACAUGCAAUAUGUAUUUUUUGUGUGUGUGUGAAUUGAAACAUUAAAGAUUUUGCCCAAAUA
Molecule: messenger RNA, 2503 nt
Organism: Solea solea (common sole)
Lineage: Eukaryota; Metazoa; Chordata; Actinopteri; Pleuronectiformes; Soleidae
Gene: bcl2l13
Product: BCL2 like 13
Exons: 7
Coding region: 220-1839 (539 amino acids)
Biological process (GO): apoptotic process; regulation of apoptotic process
Cellular component (GO): mitochondrion
Source: RefSeq, a predicted model, not a curated record